This is a messenger RNA of Schistocerca cancellata (South American locust), 1538 nucleotides long. RefSeq lists its product as uncharacterized. The record is from RefSeq and is a predicted model, not a curated record. The coding region runs from base 250 to 693 and encodes 147 amino acids. NCBI's taxonomy places the organism in Eukaryota, Metazoa, Arthropoda, Insecta, Orthoptera, Acrididae. The transcript has 2 exons.
CAUUAUGGUAGUAGUGGAAUUGACAUCAAAAUAUGUGUGUUUUACACCUUUACGCAAAGAAACAGCUCUUCAGUAUCUAAUGCCUUCAUCAAACAUUUUCUUAAAGAAGUGGGUCACGUUGAUAAAGUUAUAUCAGAUAAUGGAUCACAGUUUCAUUCUAAAAUUUAUCUUCGUACUCUACGGCCUCAUAAGAUUAAACCAAUUUUCAAUUCACUUUUUCACCCUCAAUCCAACCCAUCAGAGAAAUGGAUGAAGGAAAUUAAUAAAUUGUGUCAUCUUUAUAGUCAUCAUAAUCACAGAACGUGGGAUCAGUAUCUUCAUAUUUUUCAAAACAUUCUGAAUGAACUCCCUAAUGAUUCAACUUAUUUACAGUCUAUAUUGAUAUUAAAAAAUAAAGCACCGACAAGUCGUAUUUCUGAAAUCGUUCCUUUUCCACCUACACGGAAACUGCGGCAUUCUGAUGUCAACCUGGCUCUACAAAAUAUUCCAUCUGCGGCUGCUAGAAGAGAAAAAUCACCUAAACGUACUGGUCGUUUAAAAACUUUGUCAGUUGGUCAAAAGGUAUUAAUUAAAUCUCAUCGUUUGUCUCACAAAGGAAAAGGCUUGUGUCGCAAAUUUUUUCUGCUUUAUAACGGUCCAUAUAGAGUUUGCAAAAUUAUUCAUGAUAACACUGUUGAAGUAGAAACUCUUUAAUCACGGCGCUCUAAGGGAAUACAUCAUAUAUCGAACGUUAAAAUGUUUGUGGGAUGACAUACUUUUGAGAAAAUUAACAGUUACACGUAAAUAUGCAGAGAACACAGGGAUACCGAGCCGUGUUCUAGCGGCAGCACAUACACAAAGCUACAAUCAGUCCGCGCGCCGCAGAGGGAACCUUUGACCAGAAACAAUUACUUCCAACUUAACACCUACCUACAGCUGAUCAAGUGCUCAAUGCAAAUGCACUGACAGCUGUAAACAAAUACACAGUCUAAUUUCUCCGGUUAAAUUCAGUAUAAAGCUAUAGUUACUUGGUAACUUAUGUUAUUAAUGUUCAGUUUUCCAGGAAACAGUUGUAUAAAAUCUUUAAGAACUACAGGUAAAUUCUCUGUGUGUCCUACAUUAAGAAGACUUGCUAUCGAGAAAAUUUCAGGAAGAAUGUAAUUUCAAGGAAGAAAGUAAUAAACUAAAAAGAAGAGGAAAGCAGUUCCAGCUAUCAGCACCAGCUGCAGUGGCUGACAUAACUUGCAGCAGAUGGCAUGAAAUCUAAAGAGGUCUUGUGACAGAAAGCAUAAACAGAUCCCAGUUUAGAAGCACCAUCUAGGUGGCAACACAUACAACUGAGUGAUGCCUGAAUGAAGACUGCAGGCACAGCAGCAAUCAAUACAGUAAAUAACAGAGCAAGACAAAACUAUUUUCAAUAUAAUUCACAGGGCUCAAAAUCUUUUGCCUAGUUGUCAACUGAAAUACAUUAAAUUUCAUUAUGGUACAUUGCCUGAGAUUAACAAACAAAACACAUAACUUUAAACACAGCAACAGAAAGCCACAUUAAUUUUUUGUCU